UCUUUUGCUGAAACAAACUUCAAAGCUCUGCCUUUGGACAACCUGAUGUUGCCAUGGGCCGUCGCCUUUGACAACAGAUCAAGGACUGUUUUCUGGUCAGAUGCUGUACUUGACGCCAUCUUUAGAGCGAAUAUCGAUGGUACUGAUCAGAGGAUCAUAGUAGAUAAUUUAGGAUAUCCUGCUGGUCUGUCUAUCGACACAGUGAACGACAGAAUUUACUGGACAGACCGUGAACUUGAUGUGGUAGGAUCUUCAACCCUUAACGGCACUGACAGAACUGUAUUGGUCAAUAGUGGAUUAACGACGCCGGAAGGUAUCACAGUGUCCACGAGAAACAACCUUCUGUUUUGGGUUGAUCGGGGUGACAAUAACAAUCCUGGGACAAUUGAGCGUGUCAAUACCGCAGGUAGCCAACGCAUGACGAUCGUUUCGGGUGAGCUGGAUUAUCCAACUGCAGUUUCCCUCAACCACGAUGAGGAUCGUUUGUACUGGGCAGAUUUUGGGCCAGGACAUGUGGCGUCUGUAACUAUUAAUGGUAACGACCGUAGGGAACAUGUUACCAAGGUGCAAGGCUUCUCCUUCAUCAAACCUUACGGCCUCGCGCUCCUUGGAAGGGAAGAUAAGAUAUUCUACUCGGAUCAUACUCAGAAGGUCAUCUUAGAAAUCGACAAGUCGCGAAGAAGUGACCAAACAGAAAUAACGAUCCAAGGCAACGAAGGUCAAUUUCGGGAUCUGACGCAUAUCUUUAUUAGCGAAUUUUCGGAAGUCAUUUGUGAUCCAGAAUCCAAGUCUGCGGCACCCCAGCAACCGCCGUGUCCAUCAACCCCAGCUUCGAUGACAAAAAUGACGACCAUCGUUCAAGAUUCCACCACGACGAUCAUUGUGUCAGAGAACCCCAAUCACACGACGACAAUAGCCGGGUCCUCUACGAUGUCUACACCGAUCAACUCUACGACAGAUGGCAACCAGGAUCUACCACAACCGAUGUUUAUCCUCGUUAUCUCAGGAGGUUCAAUAAUUGGAGUUCUAAUCAUCACUUUGAUAAUAACUAUUGGAAUUAAAAUAGGUCGAGAUAGAUCUCCAUCGGUUGAAUCAACAAAGUCUUCUAAUGCCGCCCUUCCUGAUCGUCCACCCUCCUACCUCGAGCCAGAUCCAAUAAGAACGAACAUAAAUCAACCAUCACAUAUAUAUGACACACCAGAUGGCUCCGGACUAUACCAAAACACCACUGGUGUUGAUGGCGGCUUUAGUGAAACACCUGUGAUAGGAGAUUCCUCGGGAUAUACAGAGCCGUACCCUUAUGCAUAUUCGUACUUAGAUCGACCGGAAUCACGACAAACGGAGCCCCCUCCAACAUAUUUAAAUGGAGGUGUUUGGGUACCUGGGCAAAAUCGUCGUUGAUGAGUAACCUGUUAUCUUGAAGAAUUCUUCCCCUUGGAAUUAUUAGAUAUUUAACUAUUUCGAUUCUUAGCUAAUUGAUGAUAUUUUAGAUCAACAUUUUAUUUUAUUAGAUCAAUUCUAUGCUUAAUUUUUCAGUUUAUUGUUUUCAGGACCGUCUUUUUGUAGUUAUAUUGACGUAUACUUUUCAUUUGUUUCGUAUCAAUUUUUUUUUUUUUGGGGGGGUAAGUUUUGGUUUUUACAAGUAAUGUCGUUGUUUUCUCUGUUGGUGACUUCACAUAUUAUUGAUUGCAUAUUUACAGAUAUGAUAGCAUCUUUAUUUCAAUAGCGAUGAUUGCAGUGUUCAUAAUUGGCCUUCCUUGACUAUUUUUUUUAAUGAAUGCAUAUGAAAUGAAAUAAUAAUACAUAAUAUAAUUUUAUAUAAAUAAAAUACUAUAUCUCGUCUACGGCCAUUGGAAUCUGCAUCCUAAACAUAAAGCACUUUGUACAUGUCAUAUAUAUUCAAUCAAUUUUGAGUGUUGAAUAUAGCAUUGAAUACUGUAUUCAUUCAAUUUAUACAUGCAUCUCUUCAUAUUCAACCAAUUUUACUAUGUGUGUUUACUCUCUACCAGUGAUAUUGAGCUUUGUAAGAAAAUGCUAUUAUGUUUCCUUAUUUGUAUAAAUAAUGUAUAUUCAUGUAUAUAUAUUUUGAAACACCGACGUUUUAAUGUAUUAAAUCAUGUUGAAUGUAUAAAGACAUGAAUUGUUCAUUAUUUUGUACGAUACUGUUUAAAGUAUGAUAUAAUUUAUACUUGGGGAUAAACCUCGAUUAGCAUGUUGCUAUCGUAUUAUGUCCUAGUAGAAAAUGUUUGUAAAUAACUUUGUUAUAAUCAGUUAAAAAUUAUUAUGAUAAUGACUGCACGGAACACGCAGUAAGAUCUGGUAAUAAACUCAAUUUAAAUCAAAUCUAACUUUGUUUAUCAUGUUUAUUUUUAUUUCCUUUUUAAAAGUAUUACAAGCAAAGUCAGCUGGGUUGAAAGGCCAUCAUAAAUAACGAGGGGUAGAAUAAACAGUCAAGUAUGAUUAAAAAGAUGUUUUUGCAAUAUUUUAUUCAUACUUUACUGUUCUUA
This is a messenger RNA of Lytechinus variegatus (green sea urchin), 2507 nucleotides long. RefSeq names its product very low-density lipoprotein receptor-like. The transcript is spliced from 7 exons. Bases 46 to 1401 code for a protein of 451 amino acids. The record is from RefSeq and is a predicted model, not a curated record. NCBI's taxonomy places the organism in Eukaryota, Metazoa, Echinodermata, Echinoidea, Temnopleuroida, Toxopneustidae.